AGUAAGGCAUGGGUAUUAGUUAAUACCGCGAAUCAACAAGACAUGCAGAGCGAAAAACUUUCAGUGGAAACCGAUUCAAAAAUAGCUGAAAAUGUCAUCUAAACUAGUCCGAAAAGGUUUAGAUCUAGUGAAUAGUGAAGGAGGUUCACGACCUCACAAACGGAAGUCAACACAGAAAGAGAAACAACCCUCUAAAGAGCGAAAACGAACCUCAAAGCCAAACAGGCAACAAACACGUGGAGUACAAGGAUUGCGAUUAUCAUCAGGCCAGACAAAGAAAACACAACAAGCUGACUUCACUGAACAGAAUUUGGAAUACUUCAAGAAAGCCACAUGGAAGAUUAAGAAAGACACUUAUGACAAAAUUUUAGAAAGGCAAAACAAGCACCAAAGAAAUCAAAACAUGGAUGAAAAGCGUGAAGAAUCAGAACCAGAAGAAAUGGGUGGUUUGUUUGAUGACUGAGUGAAAAAAAACACUUCGCUAACACGUCUGUUCUAACUUGCUGGUAGAAGAU
Messenger RNA from Orbicella faveolata, 515 nucleotides. RefSeq lists its product as uncharacterized. The record is from RefSeq and is a predicted model, not a curated record. NCBI's taxonomy places the organism in Eukaryota, Metazoa, Cnidaria, Anthozoa, Scleractinia, Merulinidae.